CACAGCAGCUACGCCGGGGCAUGGGCAGGGUUGCCAGCACUUGAGCGUAAUUCCGUGUGGGAGGAGGAUGGGUGGGUUUGAGUGUAUCUAGUCUCUUCUCCACACACGCUCCGCCGUGCGCGCAGAGUGAAGACAGAGCGCAGAGAGCCGUCCACCCCUCCAUGUGAUGUGCAACCGGUCGCUUCAAUAUCCGUGAAGUGGCUGCCUCACCCGGUUGGACCGGAGGCCGUCGGGUCUCCGAUCUGGUCUCUGGAGUCACCGGAGACUCGACGCGCUCCGUCGGCGCCAGGCUGUGCGCGUCUCGGAUCAGACCCGAGUCCUCCCGCGAUCAGGCGAUGGAGAUGAUGGGGGGAGACGUUAUGGACAAGCUGGAGGACAUGUCAUCGGUGUACGACUUCGACCCGAUCACCGGCAACAUCCCGGCCACCAAAGUAGAGAUCACCGUCUCGUGCAGAAAUCUGCUGGAUAAAGACACGUUCUCCAAGUCAGAUCCAUUGUGCGUGCUUUAUACGCAAGGUGUCGAGACGAAGCAGUGGAGAGAGUUCGGCAGGACAGAGGUGAUCGACAACACCCUGAACCCUGACUUUGUCAGAAAAUACAUCUUGGACUACUUUUUUGAGGAGAAGCAGAACCUGCGCUUCGACUUGUAUGACGUUGACUCCAAAAGCCCCGAUCUGUCCAAACAUCCUGCAGAACUCCACGACUUUUUGGGCCAGGCGUUCUGCACUCUCGGAGAGAUAGUGGGAUCGCCCGCCAGUCGACUGGAGAAAUCACUCGGAGGGAUCCCAGGGAAGAAAUGUGGCACAAUCAUCCUGUCUGCAGAGGAGCUGAGCAACUGUCGAGACAGCGCCACCAUGCAGUUCUGCGCCAACAAGCUGGACAAGAAGGACUUCUUCGGCAAGUCGGACCCGUUCAUGGUCUUCUACAGAAGCAACGAGGACGGGACGUUCACUAUCUGUCAUAAAACAGAGGUGGUGAAGAACACAUUAAAUCCUGUGUGGCAGCCGUUCACCAUCCCAGUGAGAGCCCUCUGCAACGGAGACUACGACAGGACGAUCAAGGUGGAGGUGUACGACUGGGACAGAGACGGCAGCCACGACUUCAUUGGGGAUUUCACGACCAGCUACCGAGAGCUAGCUCGAGGGCAGAGCCAGUUCAACGUGUACGAGGUGAUUAACACUAAGAAGAAAAUGAAGAAAAAGAAAUAUGUCAACUCAGGAACGGUGACCCUGCUCUCGUUCUCCGUGGAGUCAGAGUUCACAUUCCUAGAUUACAUCAAAGGAGGGACGCAGAUCAAUUUCACCGUGGCCAUCGAUUUCACGGCUUCUAACGGAAACCCCUCUCAGUCCACCUCGCUGCACUACAUGAACCCGUACCAGCUCAACGCCUACGCCAUGGCCCUGAAGGCUGUGGGGGAGAUCAUUCAGGACUACGACAGUGACAAGAUGUUCCCGGCGCUGGGCUUCGGAGCCAAACUUCCGCCUGAUGGACGCGUGUCGCACGAGUUUCCACUGAACGGGAACAUGGAGAAUCCGUACUGCAACGGCAUCGAGGGCAUCCUGGAGGCGUACCACCAGAGCCUGAAGACGGUGCAGCUUUACGGGCCAACCAACUUCGCUCCGGUGGUGAACCACGUUGCCAGAUACGCAGCGACAGUGCAGGACGGUUCCCAGUACUUCGUGCUGCUCAUCAUCACAGACGGCGUCAUCUCCGACAUGGCGCAGACAAAAGAAGCCAUCGUCAACAGCGCCAAGCUUCCAAUGUCCAUCAUCAUAGUCGGGGUGGGUCAGGCCGAGUUCGACGCGAUGGUGGAGCUCGACGGCGACGACAUCAGAAUCUCAUCCCGUGGGAAACUGGCGGAGAGGGACAUCGUUCAGUUCGUUCCGUUCAGGGACUACAUGGACCGGACGGGCAACCACGUGCUGAGCAUGGCGCGGCUCGCCAAGGACGUGCUGGCGGAGAUCCCCGACCAGUUCAUCUCGUACAUGAAGAGCCGAGGGAUCAAGCCGAACCCGGCGCCGCCGCCCUACACGCCGCCGGGACACACGCACCACCACACGCAGAUCUGAGGAGCCCUCCGCCUCCGCCGCGUCAACUAGGACCGAAGGCGGCCAUCCGAGAGGGGGGCGGGGCGGGGCGGGCUCUCGCGAGCUCCUGUUUUAAUGGCGGGAACUGGACACGUCGCCCCGCGAGAGAGGAGUUCAGACGGUCCUGGAACCUCCCAGUGACUGAUGGAGCAGCGUCUGUUUUACGUUGGUUUUCUUUUUUUUUACUGUUCGCGCUGCUGCAGACUUUCCAGGGCGCGUCGGUGGAACGCGUGCCACGGCCGUGACUGUUUCACGCCUCAUUCGCAGCGGUCGUGUUGUGGUUAAAACUCGUGCCUGUCUGUGAUUGUUUACUCUCCGUGUAUCAGGACACGUGAACUUUGACCCCAGCCUUGCUCGUCCGUCGUCGGUGUGGCCUGACCUGGUGAUAUUUUCUAGGCACCCUUUCCCUCCUGGAAUGAGUUUUUUUAUAUAUAUUCGGGGAUUAUCUCCAUAUCUGCUGAUGCAUCGGUUAUGAUGUGGAAAAAGCUGCAGGUGUGUGGUUUACAAUUGAAUGCAUUCAACACGAAUCGGUUCUCUUCAUGACAUCAAUGAUCUCCUCCUCUCUUAUUAAGUAGAUAUUUAAACAGCAUGUUGUAUGAAGAUUUACUGCCCCAUAUCCUCUAUAUUUAUUCUCCAGCCUCAUGGGCACUCGAUCGAUCAUAUCAUAAACUGUAUCCAUUUUGAAGUGCUCACCAGUUAUUGGAUGUUAUUGCAUAUGAAGCACAGUCUGCAUCAGGUUAAUUGUGUGUGUGUGAUUUUUUUUUAACUGCUGCUCUUUAUUGAAUUUGAACAGAGCAACUCCAGUGUCUAACGCUGCUGUAGGACAUACAGAAAAACGUGUGGGGGGUUAAUUCAGUACAAUCCCAUCAUGAACCACGUUGCACAAGCAAAACGUUAUUUAUUAAUCACACACCAUGUAGUGAAUGAACAUAUUUACAGGAGCGUAUGAAGCAGAAGGCAAUAUGUGAAAAGGAAGAGAGCCAAUGGAGCCCUGGACGUUAGGAUGCUGACGUUACUACUGAUGCUACCAGGCAUCACUAACUAAUAACCACUCAUUGGGACCAAUUCCUUCUCUCCCACUGGUCUUUGUUUGGUAACACAUCAUCUUCUAAACCCAGAGAUUCAUUAGAAAUGUGUACACAAAACAUGCUUUUUCAUUUAAUGCGGUGCAUUCGAGGUCUCUGGAGGACGUCUGUUCACUGGUGUUCUCCAGAGGUUCAGGAUUCAUGUUCAUUACAUUCAGGCCAUAAGUAAAGCCUUCACGUGUGAAUACAGACACCGGGCGAGGACGGCGCCUCUUUGUGCACGUCUUAUUUGGCUUUCCUCCCGCCGCCUGUGUCGUCGCCCGGGCGCGAAGGGAAUAAAAGCAAACCGGCGUCCACGCAUCGAAUCCAAUUUCAGCGCAUCGGUAACGACGCUCAGGACUCCGGCAAAUGCCACGAGGUGCGCGAAUGCAGAAAGCAUUAACAUGGAGAAUUCAAAGCAAAUGCAUCUCCUCCUUGUGAUCACGAGCCCCUGGGGUGAAUACAAUACACUAAGUAGGAUUAUUACCCCCUGAAGGCAGAGAGGAAGCACUGUGUAAAUCAAACGCAGCAAAAAAAUGCAGCAUCCGCAUGCGGGAACGUUACCGUCCACCUUAAACUGACCCAACUCCAGAUUCACAGCACAUGUAUUUGUUCUUUACACAUGUGCUGAUUGUUUCGUCGAGCCAUUUAUAGUUUGAGUGAAUGCUAACGCUACAGUAGACCGUAAGAGGUGUCCUUUUGAUUUUAGUUCACAGCAGGGGAUGGAAGCGGCGUUAAUCUGUGCUGAGGAGGUUCUGUACAAAUGUCUAAUGUAGCAAACUAAAGGCCUUAACCCUGUCGAAGGCAGAGGCUGCGUCUCGUAGAGAGCCCUUCGGGUGAGGCUUCGACGGGCGGCGAACGUGGAGAUGCAGGAGUGGACCUAACAGGAAGUGAAGCUGGUUCGCAUAUGAACUCCAACAGAGACGUGCGCCAUGUUUUUUGGGACUAUUACUGUAUUGAAGCAAUGUAUUUAUUUGUUUUCAGCGUGCACGAACAAGCCAUUGCUCCCUCUGCCCUUUGCCCCGAUCGCCCCCCCUCAUCUCUGAGAAGCCCUGAUUUUCUAAUAAUGUGACGAUCAAUUGCAUGUUUUCUGGGGCUGCAGUGAGAGAUUUACACACGUGCUGCCGUCUGUAACAUAGGAACCAAUGGAAGCAGAUUACAUGCAUGUCAGUGCCAAACACGGCAGUUAGCUCUGUGGACUGUUUGCUAGUUCUUCUCUCUCGUGCCUGGUUUUCAAAACAUUUUUUUUAAAUCUUACUAGUGGUUACAAACUGUAGCUAAUUAGCAUGUUACAGUUGAGAGUUUUUCAAAAUUUAUUUUUGUCUAAUCCCAUAAUUUAACUUGGAGUUUUUUUCUGAUUUGCAUGAUCCCCUGCGUUUCUUUUAACAGAUUUUUAUUGUACAUGAUUAUUGUCAUAUGGUGGGUUGUGAAAUGCUUUGUAUUGGAUUGCCUUAAACAUUAAUUAAAAAAUGACUACUUUUAUAAACGCUCAA
Betta splendens (Siamese fighting fish) is the source of this 4644-nucleotide messenger RNA. It is a transcript of the gene cpne5b, whose product is annotated as copine Vb. The transcript is spliced from 22 exons. The record is from RefSeq and is a predicted model, not a curated record. Gene Ontology annotation, molecular function: calcium-dependent phospholipid binding. Bases 336 to 2069 code for a protein of 577 amino acids. Lineage: Eukaryota; Metazoa; Chordata; Actinopteri; Anabantiformes; Osphronemidae. Gene Ontology annotation, cellular component: plasma membrane. Gene Ontology annotation, biological process: cellular response to calcium ion.